Solea solea (common sole) is the source of this 1398-nucleotide messenger RNA. RefSeq names its product glutaredoxin 2 (gene glrx2). The record is from RefSeq and is a predicted model, not a curated record. NCBI's taxonomy places the organism in Eukaryota, Metazoa, Chordata, Actinopteri, Pleuronectiformes, Soleidae. Bases 245 to 745 code for a protein of 166 amino acids. The transcript has 4 exons.
UCGUAUUACUUUUCAUAUGAGCGUUUCGUCUAUAUGUUGACGGAUAGUGGAAGGGGUUUGGUAUGUCCCUCGCGCACAUCAACUCUGAGCCCUCUACUGACCGUGAAAGAGCAUGUGUACUCCUAAUCCUGGAUUAUUAAGAACAAUAAUCUCAAUUUAAGACUUGGCGUUAGAAGGUUAGGGUUAGGGUAACACAACGCCAUUUAUUACGUCGUGUUGAGCAGCGUGGACCAUACCAAUAGACAUGUGUCUUUUCAGACUAGCAGUUCAUGUUAUUGUGAUGCUAAUUGUUAGCCUCAGCUUCGUCUCUUCCAAUGAUGUCUUUACGUUCAUAAGGAUGGGGAAUUUCACAUCCUCCACUCCUGCAAGUCUGUCCAGCACAGCCAGUGUGCGGUACGUUCAGGAAAUUGUGUCACAGCAUUGUGUUGUGAUAUUUUCUAAGACCACUUGUCCCUAUUGCAAAAUGGCCAAGAAUGUGUUCAAUGAAAUCGGUGCAACCUACAAAGUGAUUGAACUGGAUCAACACAGUGAUGCAGGGCGAAUGCAAGAUGCCUUGACUCAGAUCACUGGUGCCAGAACGGUGCCGAGAGUCUUCAUUAAUGGAAACUGCAUCGGCGGCGGCUCCGAUACCAAACAGCUCCAUCAGCAGGGAAAGUUGGUGCCCUUGAUCGAAACGUGCGCCCCCUGCUGCGCUGCGUCCAGCUCUGAAGGCUCGGGCAGCGGACAGUUUGAGUCUGCUAAAUGACUAACCGUUUUUGUAGUAUUUUACAAUCACAUAUUUAUUACAUGUUUUCACAGUCUUGUUGGACAAUAGGCUACUUGAGUUUGAUUGGGAUUUAUGUGCAUUGGAUAUUUGAUUUUUCCGUCCAGAGUUGUAAAGUACAUUUAUUAAAGUUGCUGUCUUUUAAACAGAGUGUGUACAUGCAUACAAGUCAAAAUACUUCCAAUACAUCUUUUCUGCAUGGUUUUACAGUAUCACACUCGGACACACAUUACCUCUCGAAGCAUCAAGCUUCAUCAAACUGAUCAUGUUGCUGUUUGAACUUUCUUUAUGGCUUUAUUUGUUUUAUCUUUAUUUUGUUGUCUUGAUGCACACAUUGUACUUGUCAUGAUUUACAGUUAUAGUGAAUUGGUCACCUAACCCAUGUACAAGUAUAUGAACAUUCUUAAGAAACAUUUGUUAUUUGUUCAUAUGGUAAGGAAAGUAUUGGCUUGAAAAAUUUCUUGUCAGCAUCUUUCAUAAUAAUGCCUUUGAUGUUGAUUUUAUUUUUUAUUUUUUUGGAGAUCAUUGGAAAAUCACUGGUGUUUAUUUUAUGAAUAUAAACAUUAGCAAGCAAUUGUAUGAGGUCACAAACGAACGUAUUUAAUGAAUAAACUGAAUCCAUUUAGGUACAUUUC